Penicillium malachiteum is the source of this 795-nucleotide messenger RNA. It is a transcript of the gene efm7, whose product is annotated as putative nicotinamide N-methyltransferase Nnt1. Bases 1 to 795 code for a protein of 264 amino acids. Gene Ontology annotation, biological process: peptidyl-lysine dimethylation. Gene Ontology annotation, molecular function: protein-lysine N-methyltransferase activity. The transcript has 3 exons. NCBI's taxonomy places the organism in Eukaryota, Fungi, Ascomycota, Eurotiomycetes, Eurotiales, Aspergillaceae. The record is from RefSeq and is a predicted model, not a curated record.
AUGGCCGACGAGGAUUUUGAGACUGGUGAUCUCUUCCAGGAUCCCGAGGGGUACUACCCUGAGGAGGAGAAGCCCACAUUCGCCGAGCACCAAAUGUUAUCAGGACAAACAGUGCGCGUGCGUCUUGUGGGCAGUCACCCGCUCUAUGGUAAUCUGCUUUGGAACGCCGGACGAACCAGCGCACACUAUAUCGAAGAGCGAGCCGAUACUCUCACUCGCGACAAGGAUGUUCUGGAGAUCGGCGCUGCAGCGGGCGUCCCGAGUAUUGUCAGUGCAAUUAUGGGAGCUCGUACUACCGUGAUGACCGAUUAUCCGGACUUGGAUCUCGUGCAGAACAUGCAAUAUAAUGCCGAUCUGGCACUCGACAAGAUCCCGUCCCAAUCCAAGCUGCACGUGGAGGGCUACAAAUGGGGCAGCACGGUGGAACCUCUGCUGGCACAUAUCCCCUCCACUGGUGACGAGAAGCCUGUCAGCUUUGAUGUGCUGAUCAUGGCGGAUGUGGUCUACGCCUGGCGCGAGCAUGGAAAUCUGAUCAAGACUAUGCAGAUGGCACUCAAGAAGGACCCUAGUGCUGUGGCUUUGGUCAUCUUCACACCCUAUCAGCCGUGGUUGUUACCGCAGACUGAGAAGUUCUUCCCUCUGGCAGAGUCAAGUGGAUUUACCGUAACCAAGAUCUUUGAGAAGCUUAUGGGUGAUGUUUUGUUUGAAGACGAUCCUGGUGACGAGAGACUUCGAAGGACCGUUUUUGGAUAUGAACUCCGCUGGGCUCCGGAUCAGUUGGAGAGCAAUGCUUAA